UUUAGUUGCGAUCACAUGAAAAAUCUGCACAAUUAAAGGUCCGCAAUACGUUAGUAAAAGUGAUUGUCAAAAUGCAAUUCGUACCCAAUAUUCUGCUGACGAUAGUUUUACUUCAAGUGCGGACAUUUUACGCAGCAGACUUGUUGGAUAUUCCGGAGACGAACAUAUGGAAAUACGAAGAAUCAGAUCCUACGGAUAAUGCCGCUCAGAUUUUAGCGACAUUGUGUGAAAAUUAUCAUCUCUUCUUUCGAAACACAAAACUCCCGUGUGAAGAAAUCAUUCUGGAACCUGUUCCGUUGGAAUUUAAUGAACAAAUAAUUGUGAAGCGCGAUGUCGAGGAUGACGCAGUGGAGGGUUCCGGAGAAGAGAAUGAUGAGGAGCCUCCGCAUCCCACAAUUUCACCGAACCUGGACCCAACCGACCAGAAAGAGUUACACCCUGAAAUUGAACCAUAUUUAAAUCCUAAAGAAAACGAUGCUACAAAAAAUGACGAUAAACAACCACAACCUGAAAUUCAGCCCUAUGCUAACAAUAGCGACGUUACAAAAGCAGAUGAGAAACAGGUAUAUCCUGAGCCAUCUGGAGAAGAAAAGCUUCUGCCGAUAGACGGUGAAGCAUCUGAAAGUGUAAAAACCACCCAAUUGCCAGUUGUGGAAACCAGCACAGUUAUCCUUGCUCCAUUGGUGCAUAAUGCUGAAAGUACUCAACAAGAAGACCAGACUACGAUUCCAACUAGUGUAGAGGUUAAAUCCGUUACGAACGAACCCAUUUUACCAACCACUACAGGCGCAGAAAAGUUGACAAGUUUUAGCCCGGAGGAGAAACAAGAUGAAAAAAAGGAACAGGGCGCGUCUCAAAAUUUAGACGGAAAAGGCGACAAUGCGAAAGAUGUUGAUAAUAAAGAAAAGGGAGACCCAGCAUUACCUCUAGAUUUAGACGGUGUAGGCACCGACAAGAAGAAAGAGAAGGAGUCCGUUGAUCCUCACCAGAGUGCCAACGCGGAAGUUUUGCUGAAGGAACCGCAAAGUGUAUCUCCAGUUUCGAACGUAGAAGGAAGCGACGAAAAGUUGUUGCAGAAACUAGCUGUGAAUUCGGAACAAUCACAGGGAGCCAAAGAAAGCGAUAUUGAAGCAAGCACUGGGGAAUCUACCGGGAACAUAGUGAAGGCAGGAAAAGACACGACCGUGCUCGUUGUUUUGUUCGCGGUAGUACUGGCAGUAGGCGGUGCCGCGUUUGCUUACAACUAUGUGAAAAAGCGAAAAUCAGCUAAUAGGGGAACGGGUAAUAACCAAAACCAUUCGUCUUCCAACGGCAAGAGUUCGGACAUCGAGCAAGGCACCGAACUCAAACCGCUCAUGAAAAACACUGAAAUCAAGAAGGAUGUGGUUAAUGAUAAAAGUUAAAUUGUCGAGUGAUUGGUAUCGCGCGUUGUCUUCGUUUCUAAUUCGCCUUUUCGUGUUCCUAAAUUCUAGCGGGUGGGCUACAACCAUCGUAAAAUAAAUAAAUCAAAAACUACAAAUGCAAAAACCGGUUUCAAUUAUGUUUAUCUCUUUAGUUUCCACUAUCGCUUACUAACACUUCGCAAAACGCAAAACGAAGGCUUAAGAUAAUUAUGAAGGGUCAUUAAUUAUUACAAUUUUAAAUAAAAAUUGGAUAGCUUAUUAAAAGCGUUUAAAGUCAAGAACAUGGUCAAAAUAUGAACUAAUUUACACAUAUAUACAGAGAACAACUAAGUGCGCAUUACAUUUUAGUAAUUAUAUGUUCGGAAGGCAUAGAAAUGAUAAAUUUCGAAAAUAAUUUUAUUUUUAGAAGAGUCAGUAUAGUUUUAAAAAUAUUCAGUGGAUAUCUCUUUCAGAAUUUUAAAAAUAUAUAUAUACUGCAUUAAAAAGUACCUUAUAUUUGUACAUAUGAUAAAAAAAAGUGUUAAAAAAAUCUGAAUAUUUAAACAAUUUUUUUUGUUAAUAAUUUAUGUUUAUACCAUAUUUUUUUUACAAAUGGUGUCCUAUUAGGCGCGUUUGUGCCGAAAGGCCUUGUAGAAAUAUAAAAUCAAGGAAUUGAGUCGAAAUGGAUGGAGACACAUAAUAGUAAAAAAGAAAAGAAUGAAAUGAAAACAAAUGCUUUAAAAAAAAAUUAAUGCUGAAAACUGUAAAUAUAAUUUAAUUAUAACUAUUUGUUAUAACCUAUUUUUUAACUGCAACACAUUUUCAUUUAAAUUUGAAACUGCGUCAUUGGUUUUCCCGACUAGAAUCUGUUUAUAAUUUCAAUUACGUCGAUACUAAACGUUUUUUAUUCAUAAAAUCAAUAACACCGGUAAUUGCAAGUGUCGGGUUCCAAUUAGUAGUAUUAACAGCCCCGUCUGAAUUUUAUAAACAUCGUGUAAGCUUUGUAUAAUUAUUGUAUAAUUUGACGCUGUGAUAUCUUGCAGCUAAAAAGGGUGCGAAUGUGUUAUGUCCUUUUAAAUAGAAGUAAAAUAGCGUUUUUGUACUUAGAUAACUUAUUCGAUAAUACAACAA
Cylas formicarius (sweet potato weevil) is the source of this 2513-nucleotide messenger RNA. RefSeq lists its product as uncharacterized. The transcript is spliced from 5 exons. NCBI's taxonomy places the organism in Eukaryota, Metazoa, Arthropoda, Insecta, Coleoptera, Brentidae. The record is from RefSeq and is a predicted model, not a curated record. Bases 72 to 1403 code for a protein of 443 amino acids.